GAACUUUCCAUCCCAACCCUCUACCGGGUGGGCAUUGUCGUGUAGGAGACCUUCUGCUGUCUCAAUGCCUACCUUCUAAUGCUGUGCACAUUGUGGCUGUACUUUCUGGGACGUCAUCGACUACAUCGUCUACUGCUCUGUCUAUAACACACAAGCUGGCACGUUAAUGAAUCAAGAUUAGCUCCAACUGUUUCCUCUGUGUGUACGAUCUCUAGCGAUGAAAUUAGCUGCUUGUGUUGUGCAUCAUUAAGGCUUGGUCGAUGUCCCGCCUUAGGAGGAGGGACCCGCAUUGGCAGGCUGACGUCACGUUAACGUCGUCGACGGAGAUGUAAGAUGCGAAAGCUUCAUGUGGUCGGUGUGAUGUGACUUGACGGUCGGUAUACAAGCUUCAGAAGUUCAACACGGCGACUCCGGCGACGUUUAAAGAUACCACGAUGUCGAACAGCACAGACUCCACGGGACCGUUCCUGUUCCCAACACCCUCUGCAAUCACCAUAGCAACGUUCACGAGCUUCAUGGCUGUCCUGACAACGACCGAGCAUAUCCUGGUGUUCCUUGCCUUUGCCACAAACAGCUCCUUGAGGCGGUUCUCCGACUACUUCAUCCUGAACCUGGCUGUGGCGGACUUCUUCAUUGGUUGUAUUUGCAUCCCACCUUACAUUCCCUAUCUGCUGACCGGAGUAUGGGAGCCAGGCAGGGCCUUCUGCAAGAUCUGGCUCCUCUUUGACUACAUAUGCCCUGCCUCCUCCACCAUCAACAUCUGCAUCAUCAGCAUCGACCGGUACCUACAGGUAGCUUUUCCAUUCAAGUACAGAAACAAGCAAACCACGAAUCUGCGGAUAAUCAUGAUGUUGAUCCCAUGGAUUAUUUCAGGGCUGACGUACCUGCCUUCCAUACUGUUCUGGGAGAUGUGGACUGGGCUGGACACCAUUCCCCACAAAGUUUGUUUCGUGCCAUACUACUACAACUUUGAGUACGCCAUUUUCGCCUCUAUGAUCGAGUUCAUCCUGCCUUUCACUGUCGUCAUGACCUUCAACAUCCUCAUCUUCCUCCUCAUCCGUAAACGCUCCAAGGGCAUUUUUGGACAGCGCAAAGUCGAGCCUGUGAAGGUUCAGGGAGAUGCCGCAACACAGGAUUCGCAGACGGGGCCAGCAAAACCGUCCCUGGCCAAGGACAAGAAGGCAGCACGCUCGCUAUUCAUCCUUGUGCUGGUCUUUGGCGUAUGUUGGAUGCCUUACGAGGUGUGUGCGCUCAUCUCCAGCGUCUGCCCAGACUGCAUCCAUCCUGUCUUCUUCGAGUUCACUUUCUGGAUGCUGUGGAUUAACUCAACCAUUAAUCCCAUCCUAUAUCCAUUGCUACACAAGCGCUUCAGAGAGGCGUUCUUUAAGCUGAUCAGGUUCGUACCCAAAAAUCAAGCGAGGGUCGCAACGGUAGCAACAGUGCAGUAAGUGAACGACGGCGUUGGCGGUAGCCAAGGACAUGCCACAUCUGACGUUGUUUGCAGCAAAGGUGACUACAAUGCCGUAAAUGAACGACAGAGUCGACGGUACUUCAGGGCCUACGUUAACAUUGUCUUCUGCAAUGCAGGUGACAGUGCAUGAACUCAAAGACAGCGUUGGCUGUAGCCAAGGACAUGCCACAUCUGACGUUGUCUUCAUCAAAGGUGACUACAAUGCCGUAAAUGAACGACAGCGUCGACGGUACUUCAGGGCCUACGUUAACAUUGUCUUCAGCAAUGGAGGUGAAAGUGCAUGAACUCAAAGACAGCGUUGGCGGUA
Messenger RNA from Haliotis rubra (blacklip abalone), 1778 nucleotides. Its product is annotated as histamine H3 receptor-like. Bases 435 to 1448 code for a protein of 337 amino acids. The record is from RefSeq and is a predicted model, not a curated record. Gene Ontology annotation, biological process: adenylate cyclase-activating adrenergic receptor signaling pathway. NCBI's taxonomy places the organism in Eukaryota, Metazoa, Mollusca, Gastropoda, Lepetellida, Haliotidae. Gene Ontology annotation, molecular function: G protein-coupled acetylcholine receptor activity. The transcript has 3 exons. Gene Ontology annotation, cellular component: plasma membrane.